AUCCAGUUCAUGGUGCGCCUUCCUCGAGGGUAUUGUGGCUUUCUCUAAGGAGGCUUCCCUCCCUUUACGUGACCCCGGAUGACGUCGCUCAGAAUUGAAUCGUAGAAGCGGGUUCUUCACCUGCAGGAAAACACUCGGGAGCAGGAGAAACGCGGGGAAGUUUACCUUUUAAAAAUAACAAUAACUACAGCAGCAAUGCACUUUCAAAUAAAACAUCUAGUGCGCCUGAACCACUGCGUGGCUGUUGAACGCGAGAGGACACUCUGGAAAACAGUGCGGGCUGUGUCCGCAGCAAAACAACGUGGCGUAAGACAAGCAGGAUCGCAUGCGUCUGCAGACAUCCAGAAGCAUUUCGCCCUGCAGUGCAGCAGAAACUAUGCAUCCGACACGGCGUACAACCGAGCCUUCGCCUCAGCCAGGGACAACCCCGAGGAAUUCUGGGGCGAGGUGGGACAGGAUAUAAACUGGUUUGAGCCGUGGAGUAGAACUUUGCACGUUGAGGAUCCAGUGUUUCCAAACUGGUUUGUUGGAGGGAAGUUGAACAUGUGCUACAAUGCUGUGGAUCGUCAUGUAGAGAGCGGCCGUGGAGAGCAGCCUGCCAUCAUUUAUGACAGCCCAGUGACUGGAACUAAACAGAUCAUCACUUUCAGGGAACUUCAGGACCAGGUGUCCAGGUUAGCAGGCGUCUUCGCGAAGUAUGGGGUACAGAAAGGAGAUCUGGUAGUCAUCUACAUGCCUAUGGUGCCACAGGCCAUGUUCGCCAUGUUGGCCUGUGCCCGGAUCGGUGCCCCCCACAGCCUCAUCUUUGGAGGCUUCGCUUCCAAAGAGCUUUCUGUCCGCAUUGAUCAUGCCAAGCCCAAGCUGAUGGUUACAGCUUCAUUUGGCAUCGAGCCAGGCAGAAGAGUGGAGUACAUCCCCCUGGUGAAGAAGGCCCUGGAGCUGAGCACUUAUAGGCCUUCUAAAGUCCUCAUCUACAACAGGCCCAACAUGGAAAAAAUACCAAUGAUACCGGAGUUGGGUCUGGACUGGGAGGAAGAGAUGGCCACAGCUCGGCCGCAUGACUGUGUUUCUGUUCCCUCCAACCACCCCCUCUACGUCCUCUACACAUCCGGGACCACUGGAACACCAAAGGGUGUUGUGCGAGACACUGCAGGCUAUGCUGUGAUGCUGAAAUGGACCAUGUCAAAUAUUUAUGGACUCAGUCCUGGAGAUGUUUGGUGGGCAGCGUCAGACCUCGGCUGGGUGGUCGGCCAUUCAUACAUCUGCUAUGGUCCUCUGCUCCAUGGUAACAGCACUGUUCUCUAUGAGGGUAAACCUGUGGGCACUCCAGACUCUGGGGCUUUCUUCCGUGUCCUCUCUGAACACGGCGCCACUUCCUUGUUCACAGCACCCACCGCCAUCCGAGCCAUUCGCCAGCAGGACCACCAUGCUGCAAUUGGGAAAAGAUACCCCCUGUCCAGGUUGCGGUCAUUAUUUGUGGCAGGAGAGCGAUGUGACGUGGAGACGCUGGAAUGGGCAAAGAGGAGCUUUGGGGUUCCUGUUCUGGAUCACUGGUGGCAGACUGAAACUGGCUCACCCAUCACAUCCUCCUGUAUUGGUCUGGGGAACUCACUCACGCCACCUGCAGGUCAGGCUGGCAAACCUGUUCCAGGCUACAGCGUCACAGUGAUUGAUGAUGACAUGCAGGAGGUAAAGCCAAGAACCCUGGGAAAUAUUGUGGUGAGACUACCUUUACCACCCGGUGCAGCUUUGUCACUGUGGCAGAACGACACUCUGUUCAAUGAGCUCUACUUCACCAAGUUCCCAGGUUACUAUGACACUAUGGAUGCAGGUUAUGUGGAUGAAGAGGGUUUCCUUUACAUCAUGUCUCGGUCUGAUGAUGUCAUCAACGUGGCAGGCCACAGGCUAUCGGCUGGAGCAUUGGAAGAGUCAGUGCUGCUGCACCCUGCAGUGGUAGACUGUGCUGUGGUGGGUCUAGAAGACACUCUGAAGGGUCUUGUUCCAUUAGCCCUGUGUGUACUCAAGAAUGGUGUGCAGAGAAAUGAAGAGGAAAUCAUAAAUGAGAUGGUGAAGCUUGUAAGAGACACCAUCGGACCCGUGGCCGCCUUUAGGAAAGUGAUUUUUGUUCUCGGACUGCCAAAGACGCGCUCUGGUAAAAUACCUCGCUCCUCUUUAGCCAACCUGGUCAACGGCAAGCCCUACAAGAUCACUCCAACCAUCGAGGACCCAGAAGUCUUCAAAGACAUCGAAAAGCAGGUAGAAAAGGCUCUGAGAACUUGCUGAGCCUGACCUUACCUGUUAGAUGAGGAAGAAUAUACAUUUUGGCAACAAAUUCACUCUAGGGGCUUCAAAUGUAAACUUAAUUGUGCGAUUCUUCUUAUAAGUUGAAGGUAGGCAUUGAUGUACAUGGCUAAUGUUUUCACUUGUAUGUAACCGGAAAUUACACUGCAUAUUCAUUUAAUGAGCAGAUGCAAGGUACGGCUACUGUAAGUAUAAAAUAAUGUCUGAGGCAUACAAAUGUUCAGUGGAGAAAUAAUGAAAACUCAUUCACUGACAGUUUUUUUUUUAUUGACAAUGAUAAUUUGCUUGCUCACCACUUAGUUUUGACCAAAGUACAAGAAUAAAAAAAAAAAUGGACAAAAAAUGAUUCAUUGUUCGUGCAAACUGAAGAUGUAAAAACAAAUUAAGACUUCAGUCGUCCAUCAGAAAUAAGUAAAAGACAGAUACCCUGGAAACUCUGACAGAAACAAAGAGUUAACAGUUACACUAAUGUAAGUCACAGCAAGCAACAGGUUUUUCAUUAAAUGUCACCUCACUUCAAUAUGGUCAUAUACACUCUACGCACACUAUGAGCUAAAGCAGUCUGUCUUUUAGUUAUUUCCUUUGUAGUGUCCGAGGGGGGAGAAGGCCAGCUUGGCUGAGUGUGUAGUUGUCCUUUGUGUUAAUAUAUCGCCUGACAAAACAUACAGUACAACAAGUGAUAGGUUCUAUGAAUGACGUCCUGCUUUUGUGGUUUUGUGCAACUUCGGAGAGCAAUGGCAUCUCUUGUUUUGUCCUUGGCUACUAAAUAGUCUGAGUUGAUGCGGUUGUAUCAAAGUGCUUGUCAUGUCAUUCCAGUGCAUCGACAUGUCCUCUUAAAAUCCUCCUAGAUUACAGCAAGUCCGUAAGAAAGAAGCUUGUUGGUGCCAGAAAUGGGGCUCAGAGUGGUUUUUGUACACCACUAGAGGGCAGGUUUUCACACCACAUCCAGUCUCCUUUUCUCUCUCUCUGGUGCAGCACAGGUUCAUCGUCAUCAUUGACACAA
Etheostoma cragini (Arkansas darter) is the source of this 3304-nucleotide messenger RNA. RefSeq names its product acyl-CoA synthetase short chain family member 3 (gene acss3). The coding region runs from base 196 to 2283 and encodes 695 amino acids. Lineage: Eukaryota; Metazoa; Chordata; Actinopteri; Perciformes; Percidae. The transcript has 16 exons. The record is from RefSeq and is a predicted model, not a curated record.